AUGGCGCCAGUUAGGUUAUCGGGUUAUUAUAAUGAGUAUUUUGUAUUCAAACAUGCACAUACACUGAAACGUUCAUAUCUUGUGAAUAUACGCAUACACACAGCGUCAUCAUCGUGUCGUGGUGGUGAGGAUGAUACAUCUCCGCCGAAUGGAGUAAUAUCGUGUUCGUUGACAGGCAGCGAGGAAUUGUCAGAUCGCCGGAUUCGACGUCAAAUAGCGAACUGUAAUGAACGACGUCGUAUGCAAAGCAUCAAUGCUGGAUUCCAAAGCUUGCGUUCAUUACUGCCGAAGCGAGAUGGUGAGAAGAUGAGCAAGGCAGCAAUAUUGCAACACACUGCCGAACUGAUUCAGUCAUUACAAGCCGAGAAAAUGCGUUUGCUCGAAGAGAAAGAGGCUGCGAUUCAGGCCAAGAAACGUCGGAUUGAAGAUGAAGAGUCUCGAGAACGUGGUCUUGUCGACGAAUUGACGGUAGCAUUGGAGCAGGAGCGACGGUUACGUCAAAUCUACGAGCAACAGUUGAUUGAAAGGCGAGAACGUGAUUCGAUUCUGUCACCGAUCUCAACACUCCCCACACCUUCGCAGUUAGCAUCCUCAAUUGUUGAUUCAACCCUCAUGCGACCUCGAACCGAUUUGGCAGGUUUAUUGCCGCACGCAAUGGCAUUGGACAGUUUAGUGGGUGCAACGACAGCACCACCAACGGCGUACGUACGGUUGGAUGCUGCAUCUGCACUGAAUCCUACAACGAACGUCACUAGUAGUACUCUAUCGCUAACGACGAAUGGCGAUGCAAACGCGAAUGCUACGAUUGCAACAACCACGAAUAACAACACGUCCACCAACAGUGGUUUCAAAACACCGACAGUUACGUGCAUACCGCAAACAUCUGCGUCUGCGAGUGCUUCCAAUAAUGGUUUCAUCGGUAGCGCAACGAGCGCUUCGACAAUAGUUGAUGGUAUGCCGCAAGCGCCGUUACUAAUGAAUUCAAUGGAGAAUCACUCGACUGCAAAUUUGAGUCAUCGGAAUCUGAAUGCCAUCCUGGAGGCAAUACGACAUCUGGAGGGUGGCGCUGGUGUCGCGACUGCGAACAACAAUAUGAUUGUUGCAAAUUCAACACCACAACAUUCGAAUGUUCUUGUUCGUUAG
This is a messenger RNA of Anisakis simplex (herring worm), 1143 nucleotides long. Lineage: Eukaryota; Metazoa; Nematoda; Chromadorea; Rhabditida; Anisakidae. The record is from the annotation of a GenBank genome assembly.